AUGGCAUUCUCCCUACGCCGAACGGUGUUUGCUAGUAUCCUCUUUGAGGCUGGUGCAAACCAGGCAGUCCAUGACAGUCAAAACAAUAAUCUGGUUCACCUACUGCUCCGUGGCAUCAGUGGCGAACCUUGUUUAUACGCAGAUGAAGCAUGUGAUAUGCUAGACUUAUUUGACCCUUCGCUAAUUCUAUCUUUAUUGACGGAACGAUCCACCGAAUGGCCAGGCUCUUUGACCCCAAUCUCCCGUUGGCUACACGGAGAUUAUAUGUUCUCGGAACGCAGGAGAUAUAUGUACGGUGCCGAAGAGGAGAAUAGCAGAAAAAUUGCUGUUCUUAUACUAUUACUCGAGUUUAAGCAAGUCACUGGACAAAAGCACCUUGAAGUAACUGACACAGAUGGAGACACUGCGCUCCAUAUUGCCGUCAAGCACAGUCAACUACAAUUGUUCGCGUUAAUGGUGGACUGCAGUCCUGAUUUGUUGAGCGUGGUAAAUUCAAAUGGCUGUACUGCGGCGGAGCUUGCAGAAGCUCACUGA
Messenger RNA from Aspergillus alliaceus, 534 nucleotides. RefSeq lists its product as uncharacterized. Lineage: Eukaryota; Fungi; Ascomycota; Eurotiomycetes; Eurotiales; Aspergillaceae. The transcript has a single exon. The record is from RefSeq and is a predicted model, not a curated record. The coding region runs from base 1 to 534 and encodes 177 amino acids.